AUGAGUUAUCCUGCAAUGAACAAAGACAUAAUCUUAGAAAUUUUGUCCUACUGUCCGGUGUCAGCAAUUGAAAAGUUCAGAUUUCUAAACAAAGAUUACUAUAAACUAAUCUCUGAAUCUUCGUUUAUCAACCUGAAUCUUCGUAGAACCAAAUCUGUCUUUGGAGUUUUUCUUCAAUACCAAGGAUAUCAUUCAGCUUUCUAUUCCAGUUAUGUCCUCACUUCUGAGAACAUUCAUCGUAGAUCUAAUCUCUCGCUCGAUUUUUUACCGUUAGAGAAGGUAAAGAUCGAAGCUUGUGACCCAAGUCAUGGGAUUUUGCUCUGUGUUGAUUCUAAGCGCUAUGGAAGAAACCCGUAUAUGGUUUGUAAACCAACCACAAAACAAUUCCAAACUAUACCAAAUCCGGAAACCGGAUGUUCUCGGACUAUUAUAACCGGUUUAAUGGUUAUUCGAGCAAAUCCUUUGCGAUAUAAGAUUGUCAAACUAUCUCAGGAAAUGAAGAUAGAGAAUGAUAAUUGCUACACACUCUUAUGCGAAGUUUUCGAUUCUGAUUUGUUUGCGUGGAAACGAUUAGAAGAUGAUGUGAAGCUACCAAAAGGCGAAUUCUUAAGGAUUUCAAGUGUACCGAUAUCUGCUAACGGUUUCUUGCAUUGGCUAACGACUUCAAACAAGAAUGUAUUCCGGUUUUGUAUGAAAACGUCAACAUGGUCUCUCCUCCCACUUCCUAACGACGAUUUAGCGAAAGGUAGUCCUCUAAUUUUAGCAAAAUACGAAGGUAAGCUAUGCAUAAUGCUUUGGAAAGCGAAAAGCGGAGAAAGCUUAAAGGGUUUUUGGAUGCUGCAUAGUAGUUUUGGGAAGACAUGGGUGAAUGUUAAAGAAGAGAAAAGUAUAGUAGAAGAAGAUAAGUUAGUUAGACCUGUGUGGUUACUCCCAAGAACCAAUGUUGCAAUGAUGUGUGGUUUUGAUUGGGUUGGUCUUUACGAUAUGGAGACUAAAAGGAUGAAAUCUGAGCGUUACAAGAUUAGCCUUCCUUCUACAUUUGGUUUCGAUUCUUCUUUUAAUUAUUUCCCUUUUUACUCUGACUAUGAAAAACUUAAUCUGAACGAAGUUCUGAUGCAAUAG
This is a messenger RNA of Capsella rubella, 1122 nucleotides long. RefSeq lists its product as uncharacterized. Bases 1 to 1122 code for a protein of 373 amino acids. The record is from RefSeq and is a predicted model, not a curated record. Lineage: Eukaryota; Viridiplantae; Streptophyta; Magnoliopsida; Brassicales; Brassicaceae. The transcript has a single exon.